AACAAGGGGCCGAAGGGGUUUUUUAAAAGCCGGAGUUUUCGGGGGCUGGAAUCGUAGUGUAUAAGUGGAAGUGGAUAACUUAACAGCGUCACAUUCGUCAACUUGAAUUCAUUUCUCCAAUGGCUUCUCCGGCCAAGAAGCUAAUCAACAAUCCUGAAGAUGUAGUGACUGAGUUUAUUGAGGGUCUUGUGGAAACUUAUCCCGGAUUACAGUAUCUGGAUGGCUUUCCAGAGGUGAAGGUUGUUUUGCGUUCUGAUGUUUCAAGUAAAACCAAUGACAAAGUUGCAGUUAUAUCAGGUGGUGGAAGUGGCCAUGAGCCUGCUCAUGCUGGAUUUGUAGGAGAAGGGAUGCUUACAGCUGCUAUUUGUGGAGAUGUUUUUGCAUCUCCACCAGUUGAUGCUAUUCUGGCUGGCAUUCGAGCUGUGACUGGUCCCAUGGGGUGCCUCCUUAUUGUCAAGAACUAUACAGGGGAUCGUCUGAAUUUUGGUUUGGCCAGUGAGCAAGCAAAAUCAGAGGGCUACAAAGUAGAGAUGGUUAUUGUUGGAGAUGAUUGUGCUCUGCCACCACCUAGAGGCAUAGCUGGACGAAGAGGUUUGGCAGGGACAAUAUUGGUUCAUAAGGUUGCUGGAGCUGCAGCUGCUUCUGGACUUUCUCUUGCUGAUGUUGCUGCAGAAGCAAAACAUGCAUCCGAGAUGGUCGGGACAAUGGGUGUUGCUCUUUCUGUAUGCACGUUGCCAGGCCAAGUCGCCUCAGAUCGUCUAGGACCCGGGAAAAUGGAGCUUGGGCUUGGUAUACAUGGGGAACCAGGUGCUGCUGUAACUGACGUUCAGCCUGUGGAUUCUCUGGUUUCUCAUGUUCUUAAUCAGAUAUUGUCACAGGAAACCAACUAUCUUCCUAUCAAACGAGGGAGUAGAGUGAUACUUAUGAUUAAUGGAAUGGGUGCCACCCCAGUUAUGGAAUUGAUGAUUAUAGCUGGAAAAGCUAUUCCUAAAGUGCAGCUGGAGCAUGGACUGGCUGUUGAUAGGGUAUACACAGGAUCAUUUAUGACAUCUCUUGAUAUGGCAGGGUUUUCUGUAUCUAUCAUGAAGGUGGAUCAGGCAAUUUUACAGCGACUAGAUGCAAAAACUAAAGCUCCACAUUGGCCUGUUGGAGUUGAUGGUAAUCACCCACCUGCCAAAAUCCCUGUUCCUGUACCACCAUCUCGUUCAGCGAUAACUGAUGAGACCUUGAGUCGACCACAACAGCUGAAUCAACAAGGGCGAAUCCUUGAGGCUGCUAUUGAAGCAGCAGCAUCUGCUGUUAUUGAUAUUAAGGACAAUUUGAAUGACUGGGAUAGUAAAUCUGGUGAUGGAGACUGUGGGUCAACAAUGUGCAAAGGUGCAGUGGCUAUUCUUGAUGAUCUUAAAAAGCACUAUCCCCUCAAUGAUGCUGCUGAAACAAUUAAUGAGAUCGGAUCCUCUAUCAGAAGGGUGAUGGGCGGAACCAGUGGGAUUAUAUAUGAUAUAUUCUGCAAGGCUGCAUAUUCUAAUUUGAAGGCGAGGAGCGAAUCAGUCAUAACACCACUGUCCUGGGCUGAUGCUCUGGAAUCUGCUAUUGCUGCAAUCAGCAAAUAUGGAGGUGCCAGUGCAGGGUACCGCACAAUGCUUGAUGCUCUUAUCCCAGCAGCUUCAGUUCUGAAAGAGAGAUUGACCGCUGGGGAUGAUCCUGUUGAUUGCUUUGUUCUCUCAUCUGAAGCAGCGUUAUCUGGAGCUGAGGACACAAAGAAUAUGAAGGCACAGGCUGGUCGUUCAAGUUAUGUUCCUGCAGAGAUCCUUGCAUCAGUUCCGGAUCCAGGAGCCAUGGCUGCAGCUGCUUGGUACAGAGCAGCAGCCUUGGCCGUGAAGGACAUGAACUAAUUACACCUGAAGAUUUGAAGAUUUUAAACAUAGUAAUUUUGUGUUCGUAACUUUAGUUAGUCGGGGUUCUCCGCUUUAUGCGUUGUGUGUCAAGCUGUGAGAAAAAGUUCGCAUGUCAGAGUUUAUAUGAACAAACAAAUGUUCAGGAGUUUUGAUGUUUCAUAUAUAAAAGUAUGUGAAAUUGUAGGCUUUUACAUUGAAAAUCUCCAGGACGGGGUUGUAACUUUGGUUGGUCAUAGUUUAAUAUAUGAAUUUGUAUAUUUAGACUCA
Messenger RNA from Daucus carota subsp. sativus, 2165 nucleotides. RefSeq names its product putative 3,4-dihydroxy-2-butanone kinase. The coding region runs from base 120 to 1895 and encodes 591 amino acids. Gene Ontology annotation, biological process: glycerol catabolic process. Gene Ontology annotation, cellular component: cytosol. The transcript has 20 exons. The record is from RefSeq and is a predicted model, not a curated record. NCBI's taxonomy places the organism in Eukaryota, Viridiplantae, Streptophyta, Magnoliopsida, Apiales, Apiaceae. Gene Ontology annotation, molecular function: ATP binding; glycerone kinase activity.